AACUCAGCUGCUGCUUGCUUGCUGGGACAGUCAGUUAUUGAUUAUUUGUAGGGCGUUUGUUGCCUGUUGCUUUGCAUUCGGCUUGGCUUUCUGUUCAGUGUUUACUUGUCAAUAUGCAGUCAUUUCUAGUGUAAUAAUUAAAUGUAAUAUCUGUUUUCACGUGUUAUCUGCACUGAAUAGUGUGGUCAACAAUUUGCUCACACUUUACAAGUAAAAAGUCUAUCAAAUAGUCAUCAUGAUGGGAAAAACGCAAAGUAAUAAGACGAUGCCCAGUCAACGGGUUAUCACUUCAAUGCUGAAAGAAAUGGGCAUAACCGAUUAUGAACCUCGAGUGAUCAACCAAUUGCUUGAAUUCAUUUAUCGUUAUGUCUCCUGCGUUCUAGACGAUGCCAGAGUGUAUGCCAACCAUGCCAAGAAGAAAACAAUCGAUCUUGAAGAUGUAAAACUGGCCACAACAUUGCAACUUGAUCGAGUUUUUACAUCACCUCCUUCCAGAGAUAUGCUGUUGGAACUUGCAAGGGCAAAAAAUAGCACACCUUUGCCGGUUGUGAAGCCACACUGUGGCAUCAGACUUCCACCUGACAGAUACUGUCUCAACUCAUGCAAUUACAAGCUUAAAAAUACUGGAACUACGAGUACUAAGAAGCCAACCAAAUUUGGUCAACCAAUGAUGGCUGGAGGCUUUUCUGGUGGAGCCGGAGGCUCAGGAUCAAUGAAAAUGAGCUCCAAGACGACUUCUGUGAAUGUUGUCAAACGAUCUGGCAAUAUUACCACCAUACCUCGCACACAGUCCAUCACAACUCCGAAGAAUGUGAUUAAAUUCAGCACAACUGGUGCCCAGAAAGUGCAGGUCAAACCGAAGAUCCAAAUCAGUGCAGGACCGUCGACCAGUAGUCAACAGGUGGAAGUUGCAAGGCUGGCGCAGACCGUUAAAAUGGAGUUCGAAGACAACCCGAUGAAACGUAAACGAGAAGAUGAGUCCCAAUUCGACGAUUUCAACCAAGGUGUGUGAAGAGGGGGAAGAGGAAGAGAAAGAGGGAGAAAAAGAAGAUUGGUGUUGUAAUUGUGUGUUAUCUUUGUUGUAAUGUGUGUAAUAAUUUUCUAAAGAAGUUGGUUCGCUAAAAUGGAGUUGAAACUUGUCUAGACCUCCGUUGAAUUAUUGUCGAUUAACCAUGGAAAUCUUGGUUCGUUAAAAAUAAUUGAAACUUGUCUAGACCACCUUUGAAUUAUAGUUGAUUAACCGUGGAAAUCUUGGUUCGUUGAAAAGUAGUUGAAACUUGUCUAGACCUCCAUUGAAUUAUUUUUGAUUAACCGUGGAAAUCUUGGUUCGUUAAAAAUAAUUGAAACUUGUCUAGACCACCUUUGAAUUAUAGUUGAUUAACCGUGGAAAUCUUGGUUCGUUAAAAAACAGUUGAAACUUGUUUAGACCGCGUUAAUUUGAUUAACCGUUUAAAUGUCAUUUAUCAACCGUUCAAUGAUCCUAAAACUGACUGAUUAUUUAGAAACCAUAUAUUUUUACAUUGAGUGUGUACUUUAGUAUUGUUGAUACCACCGUUAAGUUGAUUAAUCGUUGAAACGUCAUUGAUCAACCGUUCAAUACUCACAGAUUAUUUGUAAACCAUAUUUUUUUACAUUAAGUGUUGACUUUAGUUUUUGUUAGCCUACAUAGUUAAUUUAGUUUAAAAGGAAUAAUUGAUAGCUUGUAAUAUUCUUAUCUUUCUUAAUCAUAAUUUUUGUAUUUACUAUCAACUCAAAUGUAUCAAUGUAUCUGAAUGUUGUAGAAUGUAGAACAUUUUUCAAUAUUUAUCAAUUAGUUUUUAUUUAUAGAUAUUGUGUGACUAAAAAUAUGUGUUAGAAAAAGAAGGAGAUUAAAUGUAUCCUAUCUCAAA
Molecule: messenger RNA, 1889 nt
Organism: Nilaparvata lugens (brown planthopper)
Lineage: Eukaryota; Metazoa; Arthropoda; Insecta; Hemiptera; Delphacidae
Product: transcription initiation factor TFIID subunit 9
Exons: 5
Coding region: 236-1012 (258 amino acids)
Biological process (GO): RNA polymerase II preinitiation complex assembly; DNA-templated transcription initiation
Cellular component (GO): transcription factor TFIID complex; SAGA complex
Molecular function (GO): transcription coactivator activity; protein heterodimerization activity; RNA polymerase II general transcription initiation factor activity
Source: RefSeq, a predicted model, not a curated record